Phyllotreta striolata is the source of this 5199-nucleotide messenger RNA. The record is from the annotation of a GenBank genome assembly. NCBI's taxonomy places the organism in Eukaryota, Metazoa, Arthropoda, Insecta, Coleoptera, Chrysomelidae.
AUGGCAUACGUAAACGUAAAAGACUGGUCAGUAGAUCAAGUAACAGAUUGGCUCAAAGGUUUGGAUAACGUAAUUUUACAGUACGCCUCAUCGUUCCUGAACAAUGGUGUCACCGGCCACCAAUUACUCAAUCUCAGGGCGGACGAUUUGGAGCAUUUGGGCGUCAGGAUGCUGGGCCAUCAGGAGAUCAUUCUGGAGGCCGUCGAGCAUUUGAGGAAUUUCCAUUACGAAUUGGACAAGGAAAAUCUACAAACUCUAGCCUUGAAGCUGUCGUGCGCGUCGAAUUCCCUGUACAAGGAAUUGUUAUUGUUAGACGACGAUUGCGAUACCGUUCAUACGCAAGUUAUGUCCGAUGUACACAGCAUAAUAAUGACGAUCAAACCGUUGGCCUAUUGGCUGGACAGGUCGCCUUUCGCAGGUGAUAAGGAUUACGUUGAAUGCAAAACGAAUCUGUUGCAAUUGGGUUUCGAAAUGGCCACCAGCGCUCACAGGGGAAUAUUUUCCGAACGUCCCGUUUGUACGAUCAGGAAAAUCUGCGAAAAAUUGACGAAAAUCGCCGACCACUUAAUUCAGGAAAUAAUGGAUCCCAUGAUCCUACAACCGGCAACGCUGGAUCUGGCGACUCUGAAGAAAAAAGAGCAGGAAUUGGGUUUCUUCAUCAUGCCCUGUUAUCAAUCCGUACACCAAAUAGCCGAGAUAAAGCACGGUUCGCCGGCGCACGGCAGCAAAAUCGAAGAAGGCGACGAAAUAGUACAGGUGAAUUACCAAACGGUCGUGGGUUGGCAGAAGAAGAAAGUGAUGCUGUUAUUGGAGGAAUCCCCGCCGGAAAUCGUGCUGACGUUGAAGAAGCGACCGAGACACACGAAAGUCUACGGGCAAAUCUACAUGAAACCCUACCGGCUGCCCAGCCGAAAGAGAAACGGCCACAAUUGGUCUACCAGAUGGAACGACAACGUCCCAUCGCCUAGGCUGCUGCCCAUCAUCAAUCUGCCGCCUAUGAAGCUCGCCAAGAGCGAAGAAGAGGAGGAGGAAGAGGCCGGAGCCGAAACGGAAUUGAGCAGCAGCGACAGCGAACCGCCCGACAGCCCGUUGGAUUCGAAGGGGCGCAUGUACCCCCUGAAACCCAGGCCUAUUUUGCAGAGGCGCAACACCAUUUCGGGCGCCUGCGCCGCCUCUAACAAGCGAGUUUAUCCGUCCAUCGAACAGUACUGGGACCUGAUCAAGCCCCGUUCGAACGCCUCGCACGCCGGCUCUUGCCGCGACAUGGACGACUCGAAUUUCGACGGGGACGCGCAAUUCCUGCGGGACAAGAGCGCUUCCUGCAACGUGGGAUUGGACAGGGCGCCGCCUCGACCCACCACCGUCAUCGGCCUGUCUCAGAGAAACGCCAGGGACGCUCCCAAAUCGCGAAUCAAACCUCCCGUACCGUUAGCGAAGAAGAGCGAAGGGGAUUCUCCUGUACGAGCGGUUACUGAAGAUGGUGUACAAGAAAGCGAAAUUAUAUUGCAAGUUAAUAAGAAUAGUGAGGUUGUUGCAGGAGAGAAGAAGUGUAGUGAUUUGAAGGUGGAGAAAAACGAAGAUAUAAUGAUGUUGAGUGAAAGGAAGAAGGCUAAAGAGAUUCGUGGUGAUUUAAAGAUGGUCGAAGAGGAAAAGAAGAUGAAUACAGAGAGCGAGUUGUUAAUGGAAAAGGAGAAGAAGAGGAAUUCGUUGGAGCCCUCUAAUUUGGACGGUACGAAAAGUUUGAGCGCCGCGAGUUUGGCCGGUUUGAGCAAUGAAAACCUUUGUUUUAUCGACGAAGACGUAAAACCGGUAAAAUACUCACAUUUUCAUGUACCAGGAAAAGACCUCACCGACCGAUCCAGCAUGACGUUGGACUACUGGAAAAGGGAAAUCGUCGACGAAAUAAUCGACACGAUAAAGGCCAAGACAUCGACGGCGGGAAACCCGAAACCCGAAGAAUACCCGAAACCUGAAGAAUCCCCAAAAUCUGACGAAUCCCCGAAGCCUGACGAAUCCCCGAAACCUGACGAAUCCCCGAAACCUGACGAAUCCCCGAAAUCCGAAGAAUCUCCAGAACAUCGGGAAUCCCCGGAGUUCCGGAAGAAUCCUACCGUUCCGAAGGAUCCCGUGCUGUCCGACGUCAAAAUCCACAGUAUCAUCAAGAAAUUCGACAACGCUACAGCGCCGCCUGGCGGCAGGGCGGCCAAAAAAUCGCCGGAAGUGCCGCCUAAACCGGAAACGGGUCGCGUCAAGCCGGCCGUGCCUCCUCGUAGCGCCACCACGCGACUCAGAGGUAAAUUGGACAAAAGCCACAGCACGCCCGCCUACGAUCUUACCGAAGAAACCGAACGAACGGAAACGUUGAAACCCCAUUCGAGGGAUGCCAAGGAGGUUUGGGAAAUCAAGGAGAUAAAAGAAGUGAAGGAAAUCGACGAGAUCAAAGGGAUUAAAGAGCUCAAAGAAGUCAGAGAGAUAAGAGAAGUCAAGGAAGUCGUAGAGACGACUGUGGCGCCGCCUUUGGGCGAACUCGCCAACCAAUUGGGAAUACCGCUGGUGGAAAACGCGAUAAAUUUACCGGUCGUUUUCAAAGACGAAGUCAACAAAGUGGAGGAAUCUUCGAUCGAUAUCGGCGCCGCUGAACCGCCGCCCAAACCGCCGCCGCGCCUCUCCCCGUUCGACCGCCCCAAGCCGGCCUAUCCGUCGGCCUCGCCGAAGCCCCGCGCCGCCCCCAUGCCCUCGCCCCGUCCCGCCUUCGACUUCCCGGAGACGCCGAGACGUCGCGACGCCGAUCCUUUAGAGGAGGACCAUCACGAAGGACUCCUGGAGGAGAAACCGUUGACUCAAUCGCCCCCCGCCGGGUGGGUCAAGGAGACCAAGAUGGCAGCUUCUUGUCUAUCCGUAAGGAGUAAAGGGGAGCCGGAGAGCGAGGGUAAGACGGGGGGGUAUUGCGAGUUGCAUAAGGCGAGCGGAGACAGCAAGGUGUCCCCGACGAAUUCGAUCGUGAAGGGAUUGAUGUCCGGUAAAAAUAAGGCCGGCAAGAAGAAGAGUUCUUUGUUGGCGAAACGAAGAAAGGUGUCUGUAGGCGAGCUGCAACCCGCCGAUAUACAAGGCCACUUGUUCCAAAGGCUGCGCGGCAAACACAAUCAAAACGUCCAUUGGGAGAGGAGAUGGUUCGUCCUUACGAGCGGCUGUAUGUACGGUUUCAAAACGAAAGAGGACCCAACGGCCGCCUGCUUGAUAUUCCUGGCCGGGUUUACCGUGGCCUUGGCGAACGAGGUGAAAUCCCGACCUUACUCGUUCAAAGUCUACCACACCGGUACGGCCUUUUACUUUUCGGCGGACGAUCCGGACGCGCUCCAGUCCUGGAUAGAGUUGAUCAAAUCCGGUACGUUGCAUAGCGACCGGCCCAAAAACUCCCUGGAAACCGUCGCGACGCUCUACUCGGAAACGGACGAAUCCGAUCCGGAGAACCCGGAUAGGGAGAAAGAUAAGGACAAAGACAAGGAUAAGGAGAAAUCGGGCGCGAAGAAGGCGGAUUCGCUGAGGAAAUUCGGCUCUUUGAAGAAAUUCGCGUCGAAAAAGUCCGGCGAUGGGGCCACCGGCACGCCCGGGGGAAGUACCAGCUUGGAUAGGAAGUGGUUCUUUAAUAAAUCCAGCGGGAAUAAAAAGGAUUCCGUGCCUGUACCGACGGCGCAAUUCAGAUCGUACAGGAAAAUUCGUUCGACGGACAGCCAAAGCAGCACGACAACCGGCAAUUUCACUUCGCACGUGCAACUGUUCCAGCCUGAACAAAACCUGGCAAAAGCGCAAAACGCCAGCGUUCCGGAUCUAUCCAUGGACGCGAUUAGAUCGGAAUUGUGUCGAGAACUAUCCAAGCGACGACAAAAACCAUCGGGCUACAUGCACGCCAGCAAUCCCAGCCUUUGUAACAUAAGCGAUUUCAACGGGCAAAACCCGAGCAAAUCGACCACAAAACCGGACAGUUUGGCCGGUUUCGUCACAUUGGAGGAACUGAUGAACAGACAAACCGAAGAGAGGAAAAUGAACCCGCAUUACAUCGCCGAAGAAUUAUCCAGGAACUUGCAAUACGUCAAAACCGACGUCGUUUACGGGGAAGUUCCGCUUCGAGCGAAUAUUGAAGGCGCGGAGGAUCAUCCUACGGCGCGUCCGGGGAAACCCCGACGCUGCUCGUCGGAGAAAGGCGUCGAGAAGAGCGCCUCGAGCAGCUCGUGCUUCGGCAAGCGGCUCGGCUCGUUGAGGAAAACCCACGGGAAAGGCGACGAGGACGCCGAAGGGAAGAUCUCCACGUAUCCGAAGAGGAACGAUCACAAAACCGGCGACGGGACGACCAACAGAUCGUUGCCGAGGACGCAUAAAAUACGCGAGAAGUGUUCCAGAUAUGAAGACGUCGCGCCUCAGUUAUACGACAAAGCUUACUUAGCGAAUAAAUACAAAGAGCGCUCGUACGAGCUCAUAUACUGUCCGGAGAAAAUCAACGACGUCCAAUUCGCCACUAACAGAACCCUAGACUACACCAAACGCGAUGAAAUUCAAGGGAAACCACAAAAACCCAUUCCGAUGCCGCGCUACAUCCACCUAAAAAAUCCACCGGAAAGCCCCGAAGAAGACGCCCAAUCGUAUUACUCGCCCUACAAACUCGAAUCGAAACCGCCGGGAGGGAACCAGCACGCUCAUUACGCUCAAUACGCCCAGUACAAGGGUUCCCCGACGUCUUCGUCUUCCGCUUCUUCGUCUUCGCCCUCGUCGGUUUGUUCGAUGUCCAAGUCGAAGCCCGCGGGGGAGUACCAGUGUUCGCGGUACGCCGAGAAACGGGGCAAAUUGCCGCGGGAGGAGCAGAAGGGCGGCAAGUUGAAGCAAAUGUUCGGCGGGAAGUCGGAGGGGCGGAAGGAGAAGAGUUUCUUGGGUUCCCCGAAGUUGCAUCGGGCGAUUUUCAAACGGACGGGUUCCGGUUCUUGCCAGAGUUCCGGCGCCGAUCGAGGGACGGCUUUCGAAAGCCCUUCUUAUUCGCCGGAGCACACGCCGCCUGUGAUACCCGAUCAUUAUGAGAUGAACGUCAGCCCGGAUUACCCGGAUUUGGAAUACCCGCCGAUCUUCGAAGCGGAAACCUAUUCGUUGGCCGAUCCGCAGCCUGCUGUUCAUUAUGCGACCUACGAUAAAUCGGAUAAAAAUACUCAGUAG